CCCCUCAAAGGCUUCAACUUUAAUUUAAAAAUAUUGUAUUUAUUGUGUAAAAGCUUUAACCUUUACUUUUACAGAAAUCCCAGCUUCCAAAAUUUCAAGAAUUUGUUUCCUUGAAAAGAUGGGUUGUUUUAGCAGCAAGCAUAAGUUGCCAGAUCCUCCUUCAAUACCAACGCAGCCAACUAAUCACCAACAACAAGAAGUUCAAACCCAGAAAAUGUCAAUGCCUCAAGUUCCACAAACAAAGCAGCCCAGGCAGUCCCUGCCUUUGAAGCCUUCACCGGUAAGCACCAGGCCAGUUCUAAAGGAGGAAACAGUGUUGGGGAAGCCAUUGGAAGACAUCAAGCAAUACUAUACCCUUGGGAAAGAACUGGGUAAAGGCCAGUUUGGGAUAACUUACUUGUGCACCGAGAAUUCCACCGGUUCCACUUAUGCCUGCAAAUCGAUAUUGAAGAGGAAACUGAGGAGUAAACAAGACAGGGAUGAUGUAAAGAGGGAAGUCCAGAUCAUGCAGCAUUUGUCUGGUCAGCAAUGUAUUGUGGAAUUCAAGGGUGCUUUUGAGGAUAGGCAAUCUGUUCAUCUUGUGAUGGAGCUUUGUGCUGGGGGCGAGCUUUUUGAUAGGAUUAUUGCUCAGGGACAUUACUCGGAGAGAGCUGCAGCUGCUAUUUUCAGGGUUGUAGUGAAUGUGGUUCAUAUUUGCCAUUUCAUGGGAGUCAUACACCGCGAUCUCAAGCCAGAGAAUUUCUUGCUAUCUAGCAAGGAUGAGGGAGCUAUGUUGAAGGCAACCGAUUUCGGAUUGUCCGUCUUUAUCGAAGAAGGGAAGGUAUAUCGUGAUAUAGUAGGUAGUGCAUACUAUGUUGCUCCCGAAAUUCUGCGACGUAGUUACGGAAAGGAAGUUGACAUUUGGAGUGCAGGAGUUAUUUUGUAUAUUCUACUUAGUGGUGUCCCUCCAUUUUGGGCUGAAACCGAGAAAGGAAUAUUUGAUACCAUUAUUGAAGGAAAACUGGAUUUUGAAAGUCAACCGUGGCCUUCAAUUUCUGAUAGUGCCAAAGAUCUGGUGAGAAAGAUGCUGAACAUGGACCCGAAAAAGCGGAUUACUUCUGCUCAAGUUCUUGAACAUCCUUGGAUGAGAGUUGGUGGAGAAGCAUCAGACAAGCUAAUAGACAGUGCUGUUCUCUCCAGAUUGAAGCAGUUCAGGGCAAUGAAUAAGCUGAAGAAGCUCGCAUUGAAGGUUAUCGCAGAGAAUCUAUCUGAAGAAGAGAUUAAAGGUCUUAAAGCGAUGUUCAAAAACAUGGAUACAGACAAGAGUGGCACAAUCACAUAUGAAGAACUGAAAGCAGGUUUGGCUCGUCUUGGAUCAAAGCUCUCUGAAGCUGAAGUCAAGCAAUUAAUGGAAGCCGCUGAUGUAGAUGGAAAUGGAACGAUAGACUAUAUUGAGUUUAUCUCGGCUACAAUGAAUAGAUACAGACUCGAAAAAGACGAACACCUAUACAAAGCAUUCCAGUAUUUUGAUAAAGAUAACAGUGGGUAUAUUACAAAGGACGAACUGGAGACUGCUAUGAAAGAGUACGGAAUGGGUGAUGAAGCCAGCAUCAGGGCAGUAAUCUCUGAAGUUGAUACCGAUAAUGAUGGAAAAAUUAACUACGAGGAGUUCUGCACGAUGAUGAGAAGUGGAGCACACCAAACUGGAAAGUUUUUCUAGAUACCAUUAACGGUCCCAUUACUGUUCAUCACAACAACCGAGUUACGGGAAGACUGAACCGAUCUAACAGUGUCAGCAGUAGAGAAAUCAUAGCAGAAGGUAUGGGUUGGAUAGAGACUCAUAGUCCUGUAUAAGUUUCUUCAGGGCCCAUAGCUGAUAGCUAUAUCCUUCUUCUAAAAGUGGGUACUUUGAGGGUGUGAAUUAGAAUUGAUUCAAGUUGCAGUAUUGCUUGUGUAUAUUUUCUGAAUAAAUUAUCUCAGUUCCAAGUUCUUUCAUUGAUUUUUGAA
This is a messenger RNA of Hibiscus syriacus, 1986 nucleotides long. RefSeq names its product calcium-dependent protein kinase 21-like. NCBI's taxonomy places the organism in Eukaryota, Viridiplantae, Streptophyta, Magnoliopsida, Malvales, Malvaceae. Gene Ontology annotation, cellular component: cytoplasm; nucleus. Gene Ontology annotation, biological process: peptidyl-serine phosphorylation; protein autophosphorylation; intracellular signal transduction. Gene Ontology annotation, molecular function: calcium/calmodulin-dependent protein kinase activity; calcium-dependent protein serine/threonine kinase activity; ATP binding. The record is from RefSeq and is a predicted model, not a curated record.